Molecule: messenger RNA, 4204 nt
Organism: Pomacea canaliculata
Lineage: Eukaryota; Metazoa; Mollusca; Gastropoda; Architaenioglossa; Ampullariidae
Product: cytosolic carboxypeptidase 2-like
Source: RefSeq, a predicted model, not a curated record
AUAAAAAAGAAAACUGAAGCCAGAAAACAAAAGAAUAAAUAUACAUAUUGUCUUCGUAAGUGCGACAUACAUUCCAAGUCAUAAGUACAGAAACAGACUAGGGGAAAGAGAUAAGAACUUAAUGCAGCUUCUGUUUUAUUUGGCAAGCUGUACAUGAGUGAAAUGAGGCAGUUGUUUCAUAUUCAGUGUAAAUAUACUUGAGGAUUUCUGUCAAAUCUCAAUGAUGGGAAUUUUCUACUUAGUCCCUCCAUACCGGAUUCAUUAAGUCGUGUGCAUCAACGAGUGCCUGUAGAAUAGACCUUCAAUCUGACACUACCAUCCAGUACCCGUGCAUACGACGAUCUCUCACAUACACGGAAGAAUAAGCUCGACACCGAAAGUAUCGCAUAUCUAACCCGGCAGACAACACGCCCACAGCGACACCACGGUGUUCUUCGCAACGUACGCCAACGUCAGCGCAGCGACAGAGACAUUCGCCAACCACUUGCAGACGAACCUGCCAGCUGAUCGGCGGGGGACGGGGGGCCAGCCAACAGCUACCUCGCAGGUUCUUGCCGGGUGUGUACACCCAACGGGUUCCCCCGCUGACGAUACGUAACGGCAGGUAGAAGAUGUCGCAGGAGCCGUUCAAUUGACUUGUGGCUCGUAGCUGUGCAGUGGUGUCACCCCCCCCCCUGUGACUCUGGAGGAGCCUAAGAGGCAAAGGAAUUGUGGGUCGAAGUCGUGACGAACUUCUCUCCCCGUCACCUGCUGUCACCUGCAAUUGUUCCAAUGGCAUACCGAGAAUGAGAGACGAGCACACCUGUGUCGCCGGAAACAUCAAAUCGAGGCGGUGAAUGAAGAAUCGGAGGACAAUGCCAUGAAGGUGUUACAGAAGGUUGACUGACCGCUGGAUGAAUGGAGCUGAGGACGUGAAUGGCGGCCAGUCGUUGAGAAGGUUGACGAGCGGCGCGAUGUCAGGGGGAGUCAAGAUCAAGGAAAUGGUGGACGAGGAAGAGGUGGAGAAGCUGUCGGCGCAGAAGAAAUCGCAAGUGAUCCAUGAUGCUGACGAACCAAGAUGGCGACAGAGCAUCAGGGACCAGAUGGAAACGGAGUUGGAGAGGCGAGUGAGGGAGGCGCUGUCCACUCCGCCACAAGAGAGACUGGAGCGACAACGACAGCAGGCUGCUCGACAACGCCUCCGUCAGCCGAUUGACGAGAUGAAUGCUCACUUCUACCUGGACCUGGCGUACAGAGACCAGAACAGCACCAGAGCUCAGCGCUGGAAGGCCCUGCAAGCACAGAAAGACAUCAUGAGCUACUUCCCUUCUCAGGGGGGACCGGUGGAGUUCAUCUUCGCGACGAGCUGUGCAAGUCCAACCAGGACGAGUUUCCUGGCGUCUUCGGGCUGGACAGCUUUUCCGAGGGCAUCAAGAACAUUCGCGAAGACUACACCAACGUGAUAGACCGCUAUGCGGGAAACAAGCCCAAGGCGAGACACUUCUACACUAAGGAAGGCUUCUUGAAGGCCAUAAAAACGGGAAGUCUGCCGGCCGGGGUGCAAGUGCUAGGUGAGACUGGACGAUACGUGGACAAGUACGGGGUGAUGCGUAACUCGGACGGACCUUUCUGGCCACUAGAGUGCGUGCCCUUGUUCCCUACACCGAAGUUCAAGUGGUGGGGUGACACAUCAUCAGAAUUGCUUUACUUCCAUUUACCAGGUGGAGCAGGCCAUCACAAGUAUGGGAUCUGUGGAUGCACUGACGGUUAGAACCUGAGCGGCUACCAGCAUCAUGAUCUGCUGACAUCACCUUCACAAAGGGUUAUCUGUCUUUAUUUCCAUGCUUUUGAAUACAGUACCCUGGUCAAACGGUCCGCGGAUCCUUGGUUAUGUAAGCCCUCUGAGGGCCAGCGUGCAUCCUACCACGUGACCAGAAGCUGGAGGCAGUGACGGCAAAUUUGGUUUUGAGAUUCCCCAACCCGGAAGAAAUUACGGCGACAAGGAAACCCGUGUUCCAGUGAUGCUGGAGGAGAAGCUCGCCGCCCUGCCUGCCACCCCGCCCUUCCUGGAGCGAGAGGCCACGAGGCAUGCGCAGGACGCCUACCUGUCAGACGACAGCGAUGUGGCGCCCCCUGUGGCCAGCCGGGUGGGUCUGCGCUCGUACUCGCAGCAGCUGGAGGACUACAUCACCCGCUUCCGCUGCCGGCCGCCGGACAUUAAGUUCUGGCCCUAUGGCCCCUACUGGCCCCGCUAUUACGAGGGCUUCAUCCUCGACACUCCGCGCUUCAUCCGGGAUAUUCCUUCGUGCGACGAACCCCUGUUGCUCAGGUUGAGAGAGGAAGAUGAGAGCAGCAGGACUGUGGACAACCAGGUGACGCCCUACAACGGUCGAUGGCGGGGAGUUAUGGUCAUCUACGACUUGGAGCGAAGUCCGCGAGACUACACUCACCCGGUCAGCGACGGGUGCUGCCCCAGCCUCCUGUUCGAAUCUCGCUUCGAGAGUGGCAACCUUCGGCAAGCGAGGCGAAUAGGGCAGUUUGAGUACGAGCUGGUGCUCAAGACCGACCUGUACACUGCCAGACAUACUCAGUGGUACUUCUUCCGGGUUCACAACACUCAGCCCAAUGUUACCUACAAGUUCAAAAUUGUUAACUUGCUCAAGUCCAGCAGCCUUUACAACUUCGGCAUGAGGCCGCUGAUGUACUCAGAACACGAUGCGGCAGAAAAGCAGAUAGGGUGGGUGAGGGUGGGCCACCACAUCAACUACACCCGCAACACUACUAACAACAGCUGCCCACUGCUUCUGCGAUCUUUUACAUACUACAUGCUGGAGUGGCAGAUGGAGUUCCCCAAUGCCGAUGACACCUACUACCUGGCGCACUGCUACCCGUACACCUUCACUGACCUGAAGGAUGACCUGGACGUCCUCAUGGCCAGCCCCGAGCACAAGGCUUGUGUGAAGCGGGAGGUGCUUUGUGAGACGAGGGCCGGAAACAGCUGCUUUCUCCUCACCGUCACCAACUUCGAAUCCCGGCCCCAAGAAGCGGUGAUUGUGUCGGCACGAGUUCACCCCGGAGAGAGCCAGUCCAGCUGGAUGAUGAAGGGCUUGCUGGAGUUCAUCACUGGACCCGACCCAGUCGCCCAGAUUUUGUUGUACUGCGACCUUCAUGGCCACAGCAGAAAGCACAAUGUGUUCAUGUACGGGAACAACACAUCAGAUGACGAUGUGAUGGGUGUGGGUGCCGCUCAAGCCUUCGUCAACGAGCGACUCUUUCCAUGGCUAUUGUCGACGAAAUGCCCAGACAAGUUCUCCUUUCGGUCCUGCAAGUUCCAGAUUCGUAAGUGCAAGGAGUCCACCGGCCGUGUGGUCAUGUGGCGCCAGAUGAGCAUCUUCAACAGCUUUACCCUCGAAGCUACUUUCAGCGGCACAAUUCUUAACAAGGAGAACUGUCGACAUUUCAACAUCAAGGAUUUGAUGGAAAUUGGAAGGAGUUUGGCUCAGGCUGUGCUGGAGUAUCACAAAGUUCAAGAAAACAAAGUAUAUCAUACAGAAAUGGUGCUUAAUCUCACAAAGUCAAUCACACAGCAGGUGUUAGAGACCCAGGGCCUUAUUCCUUCUGACAUGAUUCUUCCAGAUUUCUCUGUAGAAAGAGCUCGGAUAGAAAAAGAAGCUGAGGUAGUUCAGAAGGAUGCUGAGAAGUGGAUGGGAGCCAUGUUGGAACUGCUGCAUCAACCACUGCCAUCGCUGGUGCCAAAUGCUUUGGACGACAGAGGCAAGGGAAGAGAUGACAAGUCUCGUAAAGAUGGCUUUGCCAUCCAAGCUGACCAAAGAGGAAGCAAGCAAAGUAUUAGACCAAGCAUCACUUGGCACAGUGGAUGGCUGUCUAAAGAUUUUGUCAGCUCUCAAUGUCAGGGAAGCACUGCAGGAAUCUGAUUCUAGUGACAGUGAUAGUGAGUCUGAACCAGAGAUGAAACCCUCAGAAGCCAAAACUCGCAAAAAAAAGCGGAAGUCAAGAAAGCAGAGAGACAAAGAUUUGUAUGAGAAGAAACAAGCAGAUGUGGAUAAAAGAGGAGAUUACACAGAGAAAGACAAAUAUGUACGAGGAAAGUCUUUUUCUCAACUUUCACAGUCUAAACGGCAACCAGCCCAGAGUUCUUUAACAGAACCUCUAAAGUACAUUCCAGCUGAGGUGAAGCAGCUUCACCUAUUUCCAGAAGAGGAGG